Messenger RNA from Danio rerio (zebrafish), 1561 nucleotides. NCBI's taxonomy places the organism in Eukaryota, Metazoa, Chordata, Actinopteri, Cypriniformes, Danionidae. The record is from RefSeq and is a predicted model, not a curated record.
AGGCUGGUUAGAUUGAACAGUGCACAAGGGUUAAGAAGCAUUCAGAAAUGUCUGCCAAACCCUCUCCACCUAACCGUUUGUAGUAUUUGUAGUUUAACACUUUCUACCUGUGUUUGAAGUUGUAACAGCACAAGCACGUCAGUCCCUCCCCCGCAUGACGUCACAGUUUCGAACGCUAAUUAGAACACACUCUUGAACGCGCGUCAGUUUGAUUUGGUGUUCAGUGGUGUAGAUGGUGUUUGACAGUCAGCGAACAGUCAUGCGUUUUCAGUCAAAAAUACAGCGUUUACAGCACGAUAUGGAUUACAAUAUUCUGGAGAGAAUGAUUACAAGAGAUUCACCAGAGUUCAGGAGCCGCGGUCGCGCUGGAGGAGCGUCCGAACAGAGAGCUUCAUCUGCGGCCGUCGUGGAGAACCAGACAGCAGAGAUGCAAAGACGAGGACGGAGGAAGACAGGCGUUCUUUCAUUCUUCCGGAAAAUGGGAAGAGCUAUCCAUAAGCUUUGCUGUAUGGAUGCAGCAGCAACAUCUAUAGUGGACCACACUGACCCAUCUGGUAGCGCUCGUGCUGUCGCCUCAGAAUCGAGAGAACGGACUAGAAAGAUCUACCUCAAGAAAGAUUGCAGCAAAGUCAUCUUGAGAAUCGUCAAGGGCACCCCAGGGUCCCCGGAUCCGUGUGGGGUCUGUGUUGUCUCCAUUGACGUGGACCAACCUGGGAUCUCCAGUGUGUCUGUUGACCCGGGACCUAAUGGAUUCUACUCGGAUUCUUUUAGUCCGGGUCCACCUGGAGUCCUCCGCUUGUCCCUCGUCCUAUGUCCAUCUGGGGUGUUCAGUGUGUCUCUUAAUGCUCGUCCAUCUCGAGGCUGCAGGGUGUCUGUUGAUCCCGGUUCGUCUGGGUUCUUCAGUGUGUCCUCUUAUCCGGGUGCGUCUCGGGACUUCAGUGUAUCUGGUAACCCGGAUGCCUCUGGAGGCUGCAGGCUGUCUGUGGAUACGGGUCUGUUUGGGGGCUGCGCAGUGUCUGCUGCUUCGGGUCCGUCUGAUUGCGGCAUGUCAGCUGCUCCGGGUCCGUCUGAUUGCGGCAUGUCUGCUGCUCCGGGUCCAUCUGAUUGCAGCAUGGCUGCUGAUCCGGGUCCGUCUGAUUGCAGCAUGGCUGCUGCUCCGGGUCCGUCUGAUUGCGGCAUGUCUGCUGAUCCGGGUCCGUCUGAUUGCAGCAUGGCUGCUGAUCCGGGUCCGUCUGAUUGCGGCAUGUCUGCUUAUCCGGGUCCGUCUGGUUGCACCAAGCCUGCUGCUCCGGAACCGUCUGGUUGCACAAUUCCAGCUGAUCCAGGUCCGUCUGGUUGCACAACGUCUGCUGCUCCGGGUCCGGCUCCUCACUGGUGGAUCAGCAGUUCCAGCCCGCCAAGCAACAGAACCAAUCAGAUGGCGGUGAUCCAGUAUUCAGAAGGCUUCAUAACGCCGGCAGACCUGACUCUCUAUGUGUUGUGUGUUCUUGUAAUUCUUUUAUUGCAUGUAGUGUUUGUCUGCAUCUGAACUGUAAUAAAUUGUGUUUGAAUACACUUGAAA